Mycotypha africana is the source of this 540-nucleotide messenger RNA. Its product is annotated as acyl-CoA N-acyltransferase. Lineage: Eukaryota; Fungi; Mucoromycota; Mucoromycetes; Mucorales; Mycotyphaceae. The record is from RefSeq and is a predicted model, not a curated record. Gene Ontology annotation, biological process: N-terminal peptidyl-methionine acetylation. Gene Ontology annotation, cellular component: NatB complex. Gene Ontology annotation, molecular function: protein-N-terminal amino-acid acetyltransferase activity. Bases 1 to 540 code for a protein of 179 amino acids. The transcript has 5 exons.
AUGAGCUUAUUAAGAAGAUUCAAAGCAACAGAUUUGUUCGAGUUUAACAACAUUAAUCUUGAUCCCCUCACAGAAACAUAUAACAUAUCAUUUUAUCUUCAAUAUCUUGCUCGUUGGCCUGAUUUGUUCAGUGUCCAAGUUUCGCCUCACGACCGCCUUAUGGGCUAUGUCAUGGGCAAAACAGAAGGUACGGGUAAAAACUGGCACGGCCAUGUGACAGCCAUCACUGUGGCCCCAGAAUAUCGUCGUUUAGGAUUAGCAGAAGGAAUGAUGAAAUUAUUAGAAGAAGUAUCCGAAAAAGUGUAUGAUGGCUGGUUUGUGGAUUUGUAUGUAAGAAUGUCGAAUUCAGUGGCCAUUGAUAUGUAUCGAAAGUUUGGAUACUCAGUUUACCGGAGAGUGAGGAAUUAUUAUGCAGGACGAACAAGUGAGGACGCUUAUGAUAUGAGAAAAGCGUUGGCAAGAGAUGUGAAUAAGGAAACCAUUAGAGAAAAUGGCGAAAAGGUAAUGGUGAACCCAGAAGAUUUGGAUUCAUGGCGUUAA